Molecule: messenger RNA, 1398 nt
Organism: Culicoides brevitarsis
Lineage: Eukaryota; Metazoa; Arthropoda; Insecta; Diptera; Ceratopogonidae
Product: protein yellow-like
Exons: 2
Coding region: 1-1398 (465 amino acids)
Source: RefSeq, a predicted model, not a curated record
AUGCGGAACGCCUCAAAUGCACACAAAAGCUGCGAAAAGCCAAAAGUAACCAACAAAGUACCUGUCAGCGAGUUAUGCAGCUUCAAUUUCACCGAAUGGGAGAAUUUUACGUACAACAACGCCGAGGAUUUGGAGAAUUUUUGCAAUGAACAUGGCACUAACGGGAAUUAUUUGAUAGACAAAGCGGUCCCAAACAAGAUUUUGGUGCACAAGGAUAAGGUUUUCGUUGCCAUGAACCGCGUUGUGGGAGUUUAUUCGACCUUGAACUACUUUUCCAUGAGCGACAUCACAAGUGAUAAGGUUUGCCCCAAGCUGAAAUGCUAUCCAAACUGCGAAGUUAAUACUUUGGCGACUUACCGUGUGUGUCCCAAAGCCAAAUAUUACCUCACGAAUGUCGUGGAUAUGCAAAUCAGCAAAUGUGGCGUGCUGUGGGUGCUUGAUUCGGGGCAUUAUGAUGACGAAAGCGGAAGAUUUGGGUCUGUGGAGAUGCAGGAGCCGUGUUUGUGUCAAUAUAACUUGUCAGCAGCUGCCGGAGAAAAUCCCUUUAUGGCUUGCUGGUUGUUCCCAGAAGAUUUUUACAAUGAGCGGAACGUUAUGGGAUACCAGUCGUUCGUUGUUAACUGCGCUUCUGGAUGCGACGAUUGCUUUAUUUACGUUUUCAACUCGUUAGACGGUAAAAUUCUCGUUUUUUCGCUGAAAACGGAGUACAUGUGGACAUAUGAGGGUAUAAAACUCUCCCCGGAACCCGAUGAUGCGGUAUUUGAAGUGACGCUACCCGAUUACACGAAACACUCGUACGUGGCGUUGUUAGGAGCAGCUGGAAUAAUCGAUGGAUCUAAGCUACAUUUUGCUAAAAGACCCGGAAAGGAACUUUAUAGCAUUCCGUAUGCGGUUUUAGAGGACCCGGAUAACUCCGUGCUGAAGGGAUUCGAUAACAACAUCAAAAUUGUCGGUUGUUUGAACGAAAAAGGGCAACUUAACAGCAUGGUGGCAUCAGAUGACGUCGUUUUUGGGGCGCAAGAACAAAAUCACGCCAUCGUUUGUUAUAAUAAAAAGUCACAUGUGUCAUCGGAUGAUGUCCAGCUGAUUGUACAAGAUCGCUCCAAAUACCCUUACAUCGCGAGCGUUUGUCUGAAUUCCGACAAACCGGGCGAUUCGCAAGUUUAUUUCUUGUCCAAUAAUCUUUUUGACAUCCAAAAGAACGGAUUGAACCAAAAAACGAAGAAUUUCAGGAUUUUUUACUUUAAUGUCAAGGAAGUGCAGCAACUUUAUCCCGAUUGCAAGGGAUAUUUCAAAGAUUUGGACAUGAAAUUUGUUCUGCCGUCACCGCACAUGGACGCCAAAAAAUUCUACGAGACAGUUAAUGCGCAGAAAAAAGCAGCUUGCAACUCAGAUUGA